ACAAGUGGAGCAGCGAGCAAGGAGGACAAGAGGCGCUCGACUUCUUGUUGUUUUCUCUUCUUCUUCUUCUUCACUUAUUCAAGCAUGCCGAGCGCAGGAGAGAGGACCCCCUCCACCACUUCUGUGGACUCAGCCGCAACAGAUAGCGCCAAAGGUUCAGUGUCAGAAACACCCAAGAAAUCAUCGAAGAAGUCCAAAGAAUCCCCCGAUGACAUGAAUAAAGUCUACGACUCGGUGCUCAACAGCGUCUUUGGGGCGGAGAGAGAGAGAGCUCAGGCCGAGUUGGACGAGUUGCAAGAGGCCUUCAAAGAGUUUGACUACGAUCAAGAUGGAUACCUGAACUACAAGGACGUGGCUGAGUGCAUGAGGACGAUGGGAUAGAUGCCCACGGAAAUGGAGCUGCUGGAGAUAGUUCAAUAGAUCAAGAUGAGAAUGGGCGGGUUGAUGGACUUUGAGGACUUCACUGAGCUGAUGGGACCCAGGAUGAUGGGAGAGACUGCUCACAUGCUGCGACUCAAGGAGCUGCAGUCGGCCUUUGCACAGUUUGACCUCGACAGAGACGGAAAGAUCAACCAGGACGAGAUGAAGGAGGCCAUCAAGUCCAUGCUGGGGGAGAAGCUGAAGAAAGGGGAGCUGGAGGAGAUCAUAACAGAGCUGGACAUCAACGCGGAUGGAAGCGUUGACUUUGAAGAGUUUGUGAUGAUGCUCUCCAUCCGCGAGCUGCUCCACCGCUUCUGA
Messenger RNA from Pseudoliparis swirei, 738 nucleotides. RefSeq names its product calcium-binding protein 2. The transcript has 8 exons. Lineage: Eukaryota; Metazoa; Chordata; Actinopteri; Perciformes; Liparidae. The record is from RefSeq and is a predicted model, not a curated record. Gene Ontology annotation, molecular function: calcium ion binding.